Molecule: messenger RNA, 2657 nt
Organism: Salvia splendens (bonfire salvia)
Lineage: Eukaryota; Viridiplantae; Streptophyta; Magnoliopsida; Lamiales; Lamiaceae
Product: BTB/POZ domain and ankyrin repeat-containing protein NPR1
Exons: 5
Coding region: 735-2498 (587 amino acids)
Biological process (GO): defense response to fungus; regulation of salicylic acid mediated signaling pathway; regulation of jasmonic acid mediated signaling pathway
Cellular component (GO): nucleus
Molecular function (GO): protein binding
Source: RefSeq, a predicted model, not a curated record
UGGGUCGAUUAAAAAACACAUUUUAAAGCGAAUUUCUGUAGUGAAUUCGUCUGCAAUUUACUGGGACCCGGGAUUAGAGAAAUGGGUCGCGAAAUGGAGCUGGAACAAGUGUCGACUUCACUGUUAAAAACUUAAUCAAAAGCUUUUUUUCAUCAGUCAACCCACGUAAUUUCUUUGAUUCCAUCACGAAAUUUCAUUAAACCCACGUGGGUCCCUCUUUGGACUGUUUUCUCCCUUGAAUUCUAAGCUUUAAUUUCUGUGUUUUCGGCUGGGUGGUCUCUGGAUCUAGCUCAAUUGCAAAUUUCUCCACCUUUAACAUCGCCAGCUUUAAUAAGGCGCGCCAAGAAUCAAGAACACGUGAAAUCCGUGGUGAAUUGGUGUUGUAAUUGAGAAAAAAACGUGUUGAUUUGAUGUAAUUGUGAAUUCCGUGGCUUUGUUGUCAAGGGGUGCCGUAGUAUUUGAUUCUUGGCACAAGGGAAUUUCUGCCGUGUGUUACUUCUUUGGCAUCAUGAUUCUCUCGCCUUUUGCUUUACAUAAGAGUGGGAGGAAUUUGAUGGUGGUGUUGUCAAUUCGUUGCUGUUUCCUUGCAUUUGUGAAGGGCAUGAAAUAUCUCGAGUUUGUUUUUGGUUAAAGCUUUUUCAAUAGGUAGAUUCAAUAUGAAUGCUGUGGGAAUUCAUCUUAGGUAGGAAUAGGAAGGAACACACUCUUUGCUCAUAUGCUGUGGUGAAUUGGUGAUGGAUACCUCUGCAGAGCCAUCAUCUUCAAUCAGCUUCACCUCCUCCUCCCGUUUCUCGAAUGGAUCGACCGCGAGCAACAGAAUGCACGCCUCUGGUGUUGGAUCGGAUGCAGGGCUGAAUCUCGAAAUCAUCAGCUUGAGCAGGCUGAGUAGCAAUUUGGGGCAGCUGUUGUCGGAUUCCGGUGGCGACUUCAGUGAUGCGGAGGUUGUGGUGGAAGAGAGUAGCGUGGGCGUGCACCGGUGCAUCUUGGCUGCCCGGAGCAACUUUUUCCGUGACUUGUUUGCCAAGGAUAAGGUUGUCGGUGGGAAGGAGGGAAAGCCGAGGUAUUACAUGGCGAAUAUGUUGCCGUAUGGCAAGGUUGGAUACGAGGCGUUUGUGAUCUUCUUGAGCUACUUGUACACGGGGAAGCUUAGGGCGUCCCCUUCGGAGGUGUCUACGUGCGUGGAUAGUUUGUGUGCUCACGAUGCCUGCAGGCCCGGGAUCGACUUUGCUGUGGAGUUGAUGUAUGCAUCCACCAUUUUUCAAGUCUCCGAGCUUGUUUCUCUUUUUCAGCGUCGCCUUGUUAAUUUGGUUGGGAAGGCUGUUGUAGAGGAUGUCAUCCCGAUUCUCACAGUCGCGUUCCAUUGUCAAUUGAGCCAGCUCCUCACUGUGUGCGCCCACAGAGUAGCUCUGUCGGAUCUUGAGACGAUCUUCAUUGAGAAGGUCGUCCCGUCUAGUGUUGCAGAGGAAAUUAAAUUACUUCGUCUCAAAUUCCAAUCAGAGCAAGAAAAUCAAGCGCCUCCCGUGGAUCCUAUGCUCGAGAAGCACAUCAAGAGAAUACACAAGGCGUUGGACUCGGAUGAUAUUGAGCUCGUGAGGCUUCUCCUGACCGAGUCUGAUGUAACCCUGGACGAGGCCUGUGCCCUGCAUUACUCCGCUGCAUUUUGUGACCCCAAGAUAGUUUCGGAGGUGCUUAGUCUAGGUCUAGCCGACGUCAAUUUGAGGAAUUCACGGGGCUACACGGUGCUCCACGUUGCUGCUAGGCGGAAGGAGCCGUCAAUUAUAGUGUCGCUUCUGACCAAAGGAGCGUCUGCAGCAGAGCCGACGUUUGAUGGGCAGAGCGCAGUUAGUAUCUGCAGGAGGCUGACGAGGCCGAAGGAGUAUCAGAUGAAACGAGAGAAAGGGCAGGAGGCGAACAAGGACCGGAUAUGCAUCGACGUGUUGGAGAGAGAGAUGCGGAGGAAUCCAACCGCAGGGCACGCAUCUUUCUUGUCCCUCGCGAUGGCUGAUGAUCUGCACAUGAAAUUGCUAUACUUGGAAGAUAGAGUGGCGUUUGCUCGGAUGUUCUUCCCUACUGAAGCGAAGCUGGCUAUGGAAAUCGCGUAUGCUGAGUCGACGUCGGACCUUGCUGGUCUUCUCGCAUCUAGAGGUUCGAGCGGGAACUUGAUGGAGGUGGACUUGAACGAGACGCCCGUCUCCCAGAAUAAACGGCUCAUUUCAAAAAUAGAAACCCUAUCUAGAACAGUUGAGUUGGGACGGAGAUACUUCCCGAAUUGCUCGCAGGUGCUGGACAAGUUCAUGGAAGACGACUUGCCUGAUGCGCUCUACCUUGAGACGGGCACCCCGGAAGAGCAGAAGAUGAAACGGACGCGCUUCAUGGAGCUCAAAGACGAGGUUCAUCGAGCGUUCAGCAAGGACAAAGCGAAGCUCCAUCGCUCCGGGUUUUCGUCGUCGUCUUCCUCCUUCAAAGACAGCAUAUCUCACAAAAUAUAUAAAAUUUGAGAAAAGAAAUAGAAAGAAAGAAAGAUGUUCUUAGCACUGUUUUCUACACUUGUAGAGAUGUGUUUUUAGCAAAUUCUUGUAAUAAAUGUUUUAAGAUGCAUCAGUUACUAACCUUGUUUAUUGAAAGGCAGUUUCUAAUUAACUUCUUGAUUUUGUGAA